This is a messenger RNA of Ceratitis capitata (Mediterranean fruit fly), 4537 nucleotides long. RefSeq names its product probable chitinase 10 (gene Cht7). The transcript is spliced from 10 exons. Lineage: Eukaryota; Metazoa; Arthropoda; Insecta; Diptera; Tephritidae. Bases 282 to 3410 code for a protein of 1042 amino acids. Gene Ontology annotation, molecular function: hydrolase activity, hydrolyzing O-glycosyl compounds; chitin binding. Gene Ontology annotation, biological process: chitin catabolic process; carbohydrate metabolic process. Gene Ontology annotation, cellular component: extracellular region. The record is from RefSeq and is a predicted model, not a curated record.
UAUGCGCACAAGUCGAGCAGUUCAGUCACAGUUACCAACUCCAACGGUUGAGAUCAGUUGAACGUGCAAUUUGCAGCUUAACUAAUUCAACGACUGUUCAAGUGGUGUUGUUUAUAAAUUGUACAACAACACGAGCAAACAAGCAGACGAUUAAUUGUUCUAUUUGUGGAAUUUUAUUUUUUUAUAAAAGAAUUAUAUUUUUGGUGUUGCGUAUAAAAGAAGCAAAUUACACAGAAAAAAAUUGGAAUUUGGUGAAUUGAGCCUAGGAAUUAUUAAACGAAAUGCUACCGCCACGGUUAAUGCGAGUGGCAUUUGUGGCAUGCCUCAUUUUAGCGUUACUCUCACCGACAGCCGACAGUGCGCAAACUAAAACACGUCGCCGCCUACGUCGUCCCACAUCGACAUCCGUCUCAGCCGCAGCUUCUGAUUCGCGUAGUAAUGUUGUGGUCACAAAACGUGCAACACAAUCACCCGUAGAUGAGAUCGAAAAGCGUGUUGAUCAACAAUCCUCUUCGUCAUUGUCGUCUUCAGCCACAACCACGAUCUCACGCGCACGCGGUCGAUCGAAAUCGAAGGUACGUGGUGCAAUUGGUGCUGGCGCAGCUGGCACUGCUUUGGUAGCGAGCAGUUCCAACUUGAAGAGUAAAAAGACCAAAGCCGAUGAUGGUGGCAUGAAGAUCGUUUGUUAUUACACAAAUUGGUCACAAUAUCGUGUAAAGAUCGGCAAGUUUUUGCCCGAAGAUAUCCCCGCCGAUUUGUGUACACACAUAAUUUUCGCAUUCAGCUCGCUGAAGAAGGGUAAAUUGACAUCGUAUGAAUCGAAUGAUGAGACAAAGGAUGGUGUGCCCGGUCUGUAUGAACGUAUUAUGACAUUGAAGAAGGCGAAUCCAAAGUUGAAGAUACUGUUGGCUUUGGGCGGUUGGUCUUUUGGCACACAAAAAUUUAAGGAAAUGUCCGCCACACGCUACACACGUCAGACGUUCAUCUACUCAGCUAUACCUUACUUGCGCAAACGCGGUUUCGAUGGUUUGGACAUGGAUUGGGAGUACCCGAAGGGCUCAGAUGACAAGAAAAACUUUGUGCUCUUACUCAAAGAAUUGCGUGAGGCCUUUGAAGCCGAAGCGCAAGAGUUGAAGAAACAACGUUUAUUGCUGUCGGCUGCUGUGCCAGUCGGACCAGAUAAUGUGCGUGGAGGCUAUGACGUGCCAGCUGUUGCGAGCUACUUGGACUUUAUAAAUUUGAUGGCGUACGAUUUCCACGGCAAAUGGGAGCGCGAAACAGGACACAAUGCUCCACUCUAUGCACCCUCAACUGAUUCGGAAUGGCGUAAACAAUUGUCUGUGGACAAUGCAGCUAAUAUGUGGGUCAAGAUGGGCGCACCGAAGGAGAAACUUGUGAUUGGUAUGCCCACAUAUGGACGCUCCUUCACUUUGGCAAAUACCGAUAAACAUGGCCCUAAUGCGCCAGCGACUGGUGGCGGUCGCGAGGGUAUCUACACUAAAGAGGGUGGUUUCUUGGCCUAUUAUGAAAUUUGUGAGAUGUUGUUGAACGGCGCCGUCUAUGUAUGGGACGAAGAGAUGAAAGUGCCUUACAUGGUGGAUGGUGAUCAGUGGGUCGGAUUCGAUGACGAACGCGCCAUUCGUAACAAGAUGCAUUGGAUCAAAUCGAAUGGUUUCGGCGGCGCUAUGGUUUGGACUAUUGAUAUGGACGACUUCAAAGGUGAGGUGUGCGGCGGAAAUGUCAAAUAUCCAUUGAUUGGCGCUAUGCGUGAAGAAUUGUUGGGCAUCUCCCGUGGUAAGGAGGCCAAGGAUGUAAACUGGACAGCGGUAGCAGCGACAUUCGAAGACUUGGAAGAAGAAGAGAAACCCGCGCCGAUUAAGAUUGAUGUAGAGGAGCUGCUCAGUAAAGUGCGCAAGCCAGUGAAGAAGCAACGCAUCAAGUCCGGCUUAGUGGCUAAGGAGCAAAAUAGUAAGUUUUUGUUGAAAAAUAAGUUUGGACUAUCAUUCAUAACCCACUUCUAUCUCUGCACAGCACGUCCGGCGCAAGUAUUCUGUUAUCUGACCAGCUGGUCCGCCAAACGUCCUGGCGCUGGCAAGUUCCUGCCCUCAAACAUUGAUCCCAAACUCUGUACGCAUGUUGUCUACGCUUUUGCUACACUGAAAGACCACAAACUUAGCGAAGCCACCGACGAUGAUCCCGAAAACUAUGAACAAGUUAUUGCUUUACGUGAGGAGAACCCCGACUUGCAAAUACUCUUGGCCAUCGGCGGUUGGGCUUUCGGUUCGAAACCAUUCAAAGAGCUCACCUCAAACGUCUUCCGUAUGAAUCAGUUCGUUUAUGAAGCAAUCGAUUUUCUACGCGACUACAAAUUCAAUGGACUCGAUGUUGACUGGGAAUAUCCUCGUGGAGCUGAAGAUCGUGCCGCCUAUGUGAACCUACUGCGUGAAUUGCGUGUCGCAUUCGAAGGUGAAGCCAAAUCGUCAGGACAACCACGUUUACUCUUAACCGCUGCUGUACCAGCCUCAUUCGAGGCCAUCGCCGCUGGUUAUGAUGUGCCUGAGAUUUCGAAAUACCUCGAUUUCAUUAAUGUUAUGACUUACGACUUCCACGGGCAGUGGGAACGUACCGUGGGACACAAUUCACCGCUCUUCCCCUUGGAGGCGACAACGGGUUAUCAAAAGAAAUUGACUGUAGACUUCAGCGCACGUGAGUGGGUAAAACAGGGCGCGCCGAAGGAGAAGCUACUCAUUGGUAUGCCAACGUAUGGCCGCUCAUUUGAAUUGGUCAACGAGACACAGUUCGAUAUUGGCGCACCAGCGUCUGGUGGCGGUAAGGCGGGCAAAUUCACGAAUGAGGCAGGUUUCUUGAGCUACUAUGAAGUGUGCACGUUCUUGGCGGCGGAAAAUACAACGUUGGUGUGGGACUCCGAACAGCAGGUGCCUUUCGCUUAUCGCGGCAAUCAAUGGGUUGGCUUCGAUGAUGAGCGUUCGCUGAAGACGAAGAUGGAAUGGUUGAAAGAGCAAGGUUUUGGUGGCAUAAUGGUUUGGUCCAUUGAUAUGGAUGAUUUCUCUGGACGUUGCGGCGCGGGCAAGUAUCCGCUUUUGAACUCCUUGAACGACGAGCUGAAAGAUUACAAAGUUGAAUUGGAAUAUGAGGGCCCUUAUGAGUCGCACGGACCACGCGGUGCUUACACAACGAAAGAUCCUCAUGAUGUGACUUGCGAAGAGGAAGAUGGCCAUAUUAGCUAUCACAAAGAUUGGAAUGACUGUACACACUACUACAUGUGUGAGGGUGAACGCAAACAUCACAUGCCAUGUCCUGCCAAUUUGGUUUUCAAUCCACAAGAGAACGUAUGCGAUUGGCCCGAGAAUGUGGAGGGUUGCCAUGAGCCAACAGAAGCGCCCGCUUAAGUACGAAUUUCAGUACGUGUUGCCGUCUCUACGCAUACAAACAAGUACGAGUAUAUUAUGUACUAACUUAGAACAAAAUGUAAAAAAAAAUUUCGAAAAUAAUAACAACAACAAAAAUCGAAUAAGACAUACAUAUAUACUUAUGAACUUCUGAAGAACUUUGUCAUUAGGUUUUUGAUUUUUUUGUUCUUGCUCAUACCUAUACAUACCUUCUUUUUUGCUAUUUACUGUGUAGUUGUUAAUUAUGAAAAAAAGAAAAAGAUUUUGCGAAUGCUUAAGUGAAACUGCCAAUCUAUGAAAGUAAAAGAAUAUUUUAUAUACACAUACAACACACUCACUUUUGAAUAAUAUUAAAGAAUAUGACAAACGAAAAAAAAUACUCAAAAAUUAUGUAUACAUACCUACAAAUGCACAUCGAGGCAAAUUGCAAACAAAUCGAAAUUGUUAACGAAUUUGCAUAGUUGUUUUUUUUUACUAUAAAUAUGUUAUAAUUUAAAAGAAAUUUGCUUCACAUGAACGUGUUAAAUGUUAAGUACCCCUCGCCCUGCUUUUUAGUACGUAGUGCAUAUGAAAUAAUUAUUUUUAAAAUGAAACUUUAACUGCCCAUAUAUACUGCCGUUUCGAAAAAAUUUUCUCUACUUUUCACCCGCUUGCCUUUACACAAUUUCUCUCUAACAUUCUAAAAUUUACGCUCUCCUACUUUAAACAUUUUAAGUUAUUUCUGUUUUUUUUUGUGUUUUUUAUUCUAAUUUUCCUUCUUCAAGAAAGCAUCCUGUUUUUAUAUACAAAACUGUGAUAAACAUUAAAACGAUAUACUAAAUUUCAGCGCUUUAUUUUUUACUGUGCUAAUUCGUUAAUAUGUCCCUACUCUUCAUUUUAUGCUUACUUUAUUUUCCAUCUUCUCACUCUCUCGCCGUUCUAUCGCCCUUUCUUUUUCUUAUCAAUUCCCUAGCUUGCUAUCUUGCUUGCACGUUCGAAGCAUUAUUAAGGUUUUCGAAAUUGGUGAAAUUUUCGAAAUUUGUAAUGUAAUUUAUGUAAACAAAAAUGUAAUAAUAACUUUGUAUUAUAGUGUUAUGUUUAGUAAAUAUGAUAAAUAAAAUAAAAAAAAAUAAAUAAAAAUAAAAAUU